GAGUGCGAGAGAGGUUCGCGGCGGUGGCUGACUGAUGGUCGGACAGAUGAAAUAGCGAAAAUAGAGAAAGAGAAGGCGGGCGUUCUCCCUCACAAAAUCAUGUUCCCUAAAGGCAAAGGGUCCGUUGUGCCGUCGGAUGGGCAAGCACGGGAAAAGUAAGUUUUCAAACAUAUUUCAUACCUAAUGCAUAUUGUACCCCCCGUUCCUCGGCUUUGUGGUUUGCCGGACAGCGAAUUUCCUCUUACCGAGGGGGAUGGAAUUGAAUGAACCGCCUUGUCUGCUCGCCAUUCGUUCCCGAUUCUGACUUCGGCUUUAUACUCUUCCUUGGCCUCAUUACUGAACGUAAAUGGUUGCUUUUAUUUUCAGUUCAGCGUCUGUAAACUAUAUCUAUAGAUUUUGUUUGUGGAAAAAUGAGUAUCGUGAACAAAUGCACCUUCCAAUUUGCUUUAUGUAUUUUUUCUGUUACAUUAAUUGAUUAAAAGGUUGCUUCCCCAAUGUUUCGGUUACUACUUCGUUUGAGUUCGCCGCUACGAAGGUCGUCUCCAACACUCAUUUAUCGACCUAUAAUUACGCGUUUUCUUCUUGGUUACAAUGUUUCCAAUUUGAAGUGUUUGGAAAGCCAUCGUGCGAAAAUACCCUUUGGAGUCGGUGUUCCAUGCAAAACGUUGAAUGAAAAUUCAGGGGUGUAUUCAUCCCGCCGAUUCUGUUGCAAAACGUUUCUUAAACUGAAGUGAACCAAAUGGGGCGGGACCUACCAGAAUUUCUCUAAUAGAAACUCUCGUUUUAGUUGAAAAACGGAACUGCAACUGUUUGGACAAAUGAUUACACCCCUGGUCUGUCGAUCAUGUGCCCCAAAGUGCAAGACAUCUUAGUUGAUUGGAGACCCAAACACCCAUUAGGCCUAAUUAAUUUACCUCCGUUUGUGUAGGCUAAUGUGUCUGCGUUGAAAUGGAGUCAAAUAAGGCUAAUUUAGAGUAGCCUAAAAUACUUGCUUUUUAUGCCAUAAUAUUAUUCAAACUGUUUUUUAUUUAUUUCACAGGUUAGCUUUAUACGUCUAUGAAUAUUUGUUACACAUAGGAGCACAGAAGUCCGCACAGACCUUUUUAUCAGAGGUGAGUAUCUUACUACUAACUGGAUAUCAGUCCUAUCCAUGUGACCAUACUUCAACAACAAACUAAUUCCCAUUUUGAAUCAAUAAAUGUCAUAGUUUUUUUUGUUAAAGUAGGCCCUAUUGUUCAUGCACAAUUUUUUUAUUCACCCCUUUUCCAGAUCCGAUGGGAAAAGAACAUCACACUCGGGGAACCCCCUGGGUUCCUACACUCUUGGUGGUGGUAAGUGUUCCGUAUGUCAAUCAGUGGAGGCUGCUGAGGGAGGACGGCUCAUAAUAAUGGCUGGAAUGGAGUCAAUGGAAUGGUAUCAAACGCGAUUUCCAUGUGUUUGAUGCCAUUCCGUUGACUCCAUUCCAGCCAUUAUUAUGAGCCAUCCUCCCCUCAGCAGCCUCCACUGAUGUCAAUACACCAUAUUGUAUCAUGUACAUUAUUCCGUUGCUCCACGAGCUGUGUGUCUUGUCCACAGUGUAUUUUGGGACCUGUAUUGCGCCGCACCAGAGAGAAGAGAGACGUGUGACCACUCCAGUGAAGCGAAGGCCUUCCAUGAUUACGUGAGUUCUGCUCCUCCUCAUAAGACUUGCUGCUGCACAUGUUGCUGGGGUUCUGCUGAAGAGCCUGGGCCCGUAUUCAUAACGCGUCUGAGUGCUGAUGUAGGAUCAGGUCCCUCUGUCCAUAUAAUCGUAUUCAUUAUGAUCUUAAAGGGAAAUCUGAUCCUAGAUCAGCACUCCUACUCUGAGACACUUUAUGAAUACAGGCCCUGGUUUCCUUUGAGCCUACAUGAAUGUAGAAUGAGAGCGCACCCAGAUGAGCAGAAUAAUAAAUAAAGACAUGUUUUGCUAUGAGUACCUGUUUUUCUCAGGUGUUGGAAAGCAAACUUAUGCAAUGAGUACUUUCCUCUGCUGUGAGAUCUAGACCUACUACAUAGAGACCCAUCUUCCUUGUUACCCCUUGUAUGGUUUUGAUGCCUUGGGUAGUGGCGAUAGAGAGAGGUAUCUUGGGCCAUACCUUCUAAUCUUAAUUUAAAUAGGCCCCAGUUGUACUCUCCUGCAUAUAGCUGGUGUGUUGCUCCUGCUCUCCGGGUAGUGUACAGAGUAUGUCAGAGCAGUAGGGCAGGAUGUUUCAGAGCCGUGUGUGUGUAGCUAUUUAUCAGGCUUCGUGGACUUCAGGUGUGUGUGAUGUAGGCUAUAGUUUGUCAGGGUGUCUCGGCAGCAUCCUAUAGCUGUCCAUCCAGCUGUCAUCUUGCCCUGACGAUGACCCUCCGACAGUACAGAGCUUAAAGGCUUCUGGGAAAACGGUGCUUACGUCAGCAUGUCCUGAGCCAGACAUGUCUGAUCUGAUGUGGACUCCCCCCUCCCUGUUUCUCCACCGUGCUGCAGCACUCACCUCUCACUACCUCUCAUUUCAUCACCCAGAGGAAAAAUACUGACCCAUGUUUCCUGUGAUUCAGACCUGGGUGUUGUUCAUUAGGGCACCAAACAGAAGAAGAAAAGACUGAAACAGGGAGGUAUUACCUGGACCUGUCCAAAAAGAAACGCUCAUUUUUGUUUUUGGUUGCAAAGUGUUUUCUAUUGCGUGCUCCAAUGGACAUGACCCUGCUCUCUGUUUGUUGUGUCCAGUCACUGUUGUGCAAUGUUCGUAAGCAGAGUUUGAGCAAAAUGGGUUCAGAUUCUCAAUUAUCUCGAAUGGUAGUGGCCAAGAGUAAAAAAAAAAAAAACGAAAGAUGAACCUGUCCCCAUCUUGUGCUACCAUGUUUUUUCCUGAACUUACAGGAUGGUAGUAGCCUACUCCAAUGGAACUCAAAUUCAUAGAGCUUGUAGUUUUCAAUAUAUUUCCACAGCGCUUGUGGCCUGUCACUAAACCUGGCUGUUGCAUAUUGACCAUUUGCAUAUUGUCUUUGCAUGUUCAGAACACUAUGCACUUGGGGAAAUGGCUUUAGUCUCCCCAUCAUCACUCCUAUCUCAUACUACUGCUGGUCAGGUCAGAGGUCAGACUUCCCCAGGACAGGUAGUCCAACCUGGGAGUGUCCAAAUAGCCUCCAUUCUUCCUCUUUCUGUUUUCUUCAUCUGUUAUGUUUUUUCACUAGGAACCAAAAAUGGACAAACAGGAAGGGACUAUCCUGAAGUUGUCCAAUGAGAAACGCUCGUUUUCAUUGCAAAACCUCUUCUGUUGCAAAAAACAAAUGUUUUGCUAUGGUGUGCACUAAUGAGUACACCCUUCACUGACCUAAGAAGACAAGAUAGGAGCCAGUACCAUAGCAGAAGCCCACUGAGGGAUGUACUUUCACCUGUACAGUGCUGCAGGCCACUAAGACCAGCCCAGACAAAGGAAAACAUACUAGUUGGAGAGGAGGCCACUGUAGACUUGAGAUCCACCCAUUGUGGGGUUGACAUCCCAGGAAGGGGUUAAAGCGGGGAUGUUGGGCCUUGCUCUUGCCAGAGAGGGUUGUCAAGGCAACAAUAGCCCUCCUGAUCUGGCAGGUGACCUGGGAGCCAGUAGGAGGAGGCACACAAUGGAGCCUCCUUAGCUAGCUAGCUAGCUAACAACCAUACAUCUUUAGCGUUAGGCUAGUGCUAGCCAACAGAAAUUGACAGCUUUUUGACACAGAGACGUGCUGUGAUUGUGAAGGAGAGCAGUAGGGUGUGCAAAUGAAUAGGCUUGUUUGGCUUUUGAAUACAUUUGUUGAUAUGUCAAUGAAACUAGUCAACUGUGUUAUGUCUGUGGCGGUAUCGAGAGAUGGGAUCCCUGUGUAUUGAUGUUGGUUCUUCCUGUGUUCACCUUAGGCUAGUACAAAUACACAUGGACAUUCUGUCUUUGUUUGCGUGGGCCCAGACUUCCUCCUCUCCCUCUCUCUCUCAUUUUCCUUUCUCUUAUCUUUCUCUCUCCUCCUCCCUCCCUCUCUCUCUCGAUCUCUACUUCUCUCCACCCCCUAUCUCUCUUCUAUAUCUUUCCCUCUCUCUCUCCCCCAGUCUCGCUCUCUUUCUCUCCCCCCUUUCAAUUCGAAGAGCUUUAUUGGCAUGGGAAACAUAUGUUGACAUUGCCAAAGCAAGUGGAAUAGACCGUAAACAAAAGUGAAAUAAACUAUCAGAAAUGAACAGUAAACGUUACUCACAAGUUUUAAAAGAAUAGAGACAUUUCAAAUGUUAUAUUAUUGGCUAUGUACAGUGUUGUAACAAAGUGCAAAUAUUUGAAGUACAAAGGGGAAAAUAAAUAAACUGAUAAAUAUAGGUUGUUUUUACAAUGGUGUUUGUGCUCCACAAAUCUGGAUUUGUUGUCAAAUUCAUCUCUCUGUAGGUGAGGGCUUUGUUAUGGGUGGUUGUAGAAUUUAAUUGCUCUUUUCUGGAUUUUGAUAAUUAGCGGGUAUCGGCCUAAUUCUGCUCUGCAUGCAUUAUUUGGUGUUUUACGUUGUACACAGGAUGUUUUUGCUGAAUUCUGCAUGCAGAGUCUCAAUUUGGUGUUUGUUCCAUUUUGGGAAUUUUUGGUUGGUGAGUGGACCCCAGACCUCAUAACCGUUGAGGGCAAUGGGUUCUAUAACUCAUUCAAGUGUUUUUAGCCAGAUCCUAAUUGGGAUGUCAAAUGUUAUGUUCCUUUUGAUGGUGUAGAAGGCUGUUCUUCCCUUGUCUCUUCACGGCUUUGUGGAAGUUACUUGUGGUGUUGAUGUUUAGGCCGAGGUAUGUAUCGUUUUUUGUGUCCUCUAGGGCAACAGUUUCUAGGUGGAAUUUGUAUUUGUGGUCCUGGCAACUGGACAUUAUUUUUGUCUUACUGAGAUUAACUGUCAGGGCCCAAGUCUGCCAGAAUCUAUGCAGAAGAUCUAGGUGCUGCUGUAGAACCUCCUUGGUUGGGGACAGAAGCACCAGAUCAUCAGCAAACAGUAGACAUUUGACUUCAGAGUCUAAUAGGGUGAGGCCUCUCAAGUGCUCUCCUUCUCUCCACCCCCCCGUCUCUCUUCUGUCAGUCUCUCCCUCCCUCCCUCCAGGGCCAGUAGUCCCAUGGCUCUGUCUUUGUCUCUGCAGGCUGUGCGUGGGGGGAGGUGGCUGGCUGGGCUGUAGGUGGGGGGGAGGUGACUGGCUGGCUGGCUUGGCUGUAUAUGGGGGGGAGGCUGUCUGGGCUGCUAGCAUGCAGGGAAGCAGUGCUGCAUCACGGCUCGUAAAGCGCAGACCCUCCUUCCCUGGCAUAUUCACGCUGGGUCUGACAGAUGCUCCCCUGGGAAUCCCGUCGCCAUGGUGUCAGCCGCUGAUUGAUGGCUGUCAGGGAACUAAGGGACAGAUUGGAAAAGGGGAGGGGGGAGAGGCCACUGUAGCAUAUGUCCAGCAACCAAGGGAGGAGCAGAGGGCAUACGGAGAGAGGGGAGGGGGGGAAGGAGGGAGGGAGGCAGAGAUGAGGAGGAGGGAAGGGGAAGGAGGGAGGGAGGAAGAGUCCACUAGCAUAUGUCCAGCAACCAAGGGAGGAGCGGAGGGAGGGAGGCAGAGAGGAGGAGAAGGAAGAGGGGAGGAGGAAAGGGGAAGGAAGGAGGGAGGGAGGGAGGGAGAGGCCACUGUAGCAUAUGUCCAGCAACCAAGGGAGGAGCAGAGGGAAUACGGAGGGAGGGGAAGGUGGGGGGAGGAGGAGAGGGGAAGGAGGGAGGGAGGGAUGGAGGGGAGGGGGGCGCUGUUAAAUAUGCCCAGCAACCAAGGGAGGAGCAGAGGGAAUACAGAGAGACAUAAGAGCGUCUGCUAAAUGACUAAAAUGUAAAUGUAAGAUGCUCUCAAUGGUGCAGCUGUAGAACUUUUUGCCAAAUCUUUUCAACCUCCUGAGGGGGAAGAGACACUGUCGUGCCUUCUUCACUACUGUGUGCAUGUGUGUGGACCAUUUUAAGUCCUUAGUGAUUGGACACCAAGGAACUUCUCUCAACCCGCUCCACUACAGCCCUGUGGAUGUGGAUGGGGGCGUUUGUCUGUUUUUGUACAACAACAGCGGCUGUGACCUACCCUUUCAUAACCCCUCUUUAAUGACUCUGUAUGGCCUUUCUCUUAAAUACACACACUGACCCAGAGGCGUUGGUCUAGUCUGUCAUAAAGAAGCCCCCGCCCCGCCCCACCCCACUCCUCAGGCCCCCAGGCAGCAGAGUAUGACAUCUGCCCCCUCCUUUACUAAAGUAUCUGGUAGUCCUGGCCCUCCUCCCGCAGCAGAACAGCGGCUCCGGCCCAAAUGACACUCUAUUCUCUAUAUAGUGCCGGCACUGGUCAAAAGUAGUGCACUAUAUAGGGCAGUGGUCACCAACCUUUUCUGAGUCAAAACGUAAGCCUAGAAAAUAACACUAGAGUUUACAUUAAGAUAAACACUGGCAACACACUGGUGUGUGAUGGAAAAAGGCAAUUUUUAAGGAGUAAGGUAGUGUACUGGACUUGGUUUUAUAUAGUAUAGAUCAGAGUUGGGGUGAAUUCCAUUUAAAUUCAGUCAGUUCUAGAAGGAAAUGAAUAAAUAAAAAAUUCUCAUAGAGAAGCAUUGAGGAAAAUUGGAAUUGCAAUUUCAGUUUACUUCCUGAAUUGAAUAAAUUGAAAUGGAAUUGAACCCCAGCCCUGGAAUAGAUAUUGAGGAAAAUUGUUAUGGAACGUAACUAUGACUGUUAAUGAUUUCGAAGGUAUCAUUCUUAGAGAGGAUUGUGGGUUGAUCACACUAUUCUAUGACAACAAUACUAGUCUCCCAUAGCUGUGUAUAGCUCUGUAGGCUCAAUACAGGAGUGGUAGUAUUGGAUUCCCCCUGAACAUAGCUAACUGUUGUCUGUGCGUUCCAGUAACAGGCUGGGUGAUUCCUGGCUGGCUCCCUCCGGCCUCACUUCUCUCCCUGCUGUGGUAUUUCAGUGGCCCUGCAGGGCCCGGCCUAGAUAGAAUUAGGAAGGGGUGCAGUGAGUCGAUAUACCAGGGACCAUGGCUAUAUCGACUCGUGAUGUCUGAGGAGGUCUACUGCUUUAGAGAGGCAGGUGUGUGUGAAGGAUAGAGUAAGGUGUGUGUGAGCCUGUGUGUGGCUUUAUUUUCUCAAGAUGUGUGUGUGUGUGUGUGUGUGUGCAUGCCUUUGUUUUCAAGGUGUGUGUGUGUGUGAGCGUGCGUAUGCAUAAAGGCGUACCUUAUACCGUUAUUCCCCUACUUACGACAGCUCUAUUAGUCUCAACCGCCAUCAAUCUAUAGCCAUGGAUACCAGAUACUAAUGUCAGUCUGUCCUGUAGGCAUUAGCCUCUGGUCAAAGGCUCCUACUAAAGAAGAGCGAAAGCGUGUGACCAAAGCAAAUGGCCCAUUAGUGAAUUAUGGCUGUGGUCGAGACAGGAAAUGGCCUAGCAGGGAGAUCCUGCUGUGCCUGAGCACUUUGAAGUGAAUGAGUGAAUCCCACAGAUUCUUAUCAAAUCUACUGGGCCCCUGCUGGAUCAGCACAUUUGGCUGUGAAAUUAGAUUCCAACUCUGUCAAACUUUUGAGUGUGUGUGUGUGCGCGCGCUAUCUGUUGUUUAGCAUUCCAUCUAUCUAAUGGCUAUGCUGUCUAUGAUUCCAGACAUGUUGAAUAACAUAUGUUGAAAGGUUUUAUAACCCUACAAAUGCUUACAAAGCAAACAGUUAGAUCUGCAACCCGUAUUUCAGAUGCAACCCCUCUAACCGGUGUUUGUUUUGUUUCCAGAGUGCGGCUGCAGCCCCCAGUCCUGUGAUGGGGGGGAUUCCCCCUGGGGGGGGGAUUCCCCCUGGAGAGGGGAUGCCCGGUGGACCCAUGCCCCCUGGAUUCUUCCAGGUCAGUGUUUCCUACCUCUCACACAUCCCUCCAUCUACACUCUAUGGCAGGGGUAGGCAACUAGAUUCAGCUGCGGGACGAUUUAUUUAGGUGCGAAUUGAACAUAAUUGUAAUCAUUUGUACACAGGCCAAAAAUAUAACAAUCAUUUCAUACCUUGAGACACGAUCAAAUUUGUUGCUUAAUUUCUGGACACUAUCUUUCCCCUGCUGAAUUCCUGGUGAUUUUAGUGUAUUUUAAUUGUUUUAACUAAAAUGUUGUGGUUUUGGCCUGCAGGCCGCCUGUUGCUGACCCCUGCUCUAUGGUUCCCAAUUCUUUCCUUUCAGAGGACCACCAUAUCUCUUUAUUAUCAUUUUAUAGGGGAGGGGGGGGGGGGGGGGAGAAUGUGUGGACCACCUGAAGUACCUUCCCUGACCACAAGUGGUCCCAGGACCAUAGGUUGGAGACCACUGCUUUAUUAGCUGAAUCCUAACUUAAGAUCCACAAGCAAGAAAAACUGACUUCAAUUUCUGCUGAACUCCAUUGAUGUCAAUAAAGCAUCGAUAAGUUACUGUAUGUGUGAUUCUCAAGUAAAGAGUUUAGCCUGUAUGUGCGUGCAUGAGCCACACUAUUGUGCAACUUUCCUCACUCUCAUCUGCUCUGCUGUCUCUCUGUUCUACCGCCCUGCUGACGUGCCUUCCACAUCGGUACCCGUUGUGUGUGUGUGUCAAUGAUGCUCUGCUCUGCUGUGGUCUGUAGUCUAGUUCCUGCUCUGAGCAUGUGGCUAUAGCCCAAAUGGCACCCUAUUCGCUACAUAGCACACUAAUUGUUCUUGUCAAAAGUAGGGUGCCAUUUUGGAUGCAGCCCGUGUUUUUAGUAGACAUCAGAAAAUAAUUUGUCUGUCUACCCAUUCAGUGUACUGUAGUGAAACCGGGCGGUGCAUUUGGGCCCUUAAUCGAGAAAUGGAAAGGUGCUGUAACACCUGCCGUAAAUCAAUACCCCAUGAGGAUAAACUCUUGGCAGCUUUCCCUCUGUAGUGAAGUCAAACCACUCACUUCUGUUUCUUUAGGUAGGCUAUGUAGGCAUGUUGUCUAUAGGAUUAGUCAUAGAUGUUUGUGUUUUGAAAACCAGAGAAGUAAUUACAGUAUAUGUAGCCCAACUCACUGUAGGCAUGGCUGUGUGUGUGUGUGUGUGUGUGAGAGAGAGCGAAAGAGACUUACACAUGCAUACAUACACACGCACAGAGAUCUCCCUUUAUCAGAGUCAUUUGAAUAUGUAAGUGGUGUUAAUUAAGCCACCCUGUUAACAGCAGCAUUGGCCCACAGUGACAGUGUUUGGGGGCGGCUGCCGUAAAGCUAAUUGCAUAGGGCUUAAUUGAUGCUGUGGUAAUUGGCAGAGGGGGAAAUUGCCAGUGAUGACAAGCUGGAGGCUGGCUGCUGUUCUGACUGGCAGGCAUCAGAGCACACAUUCUCUCUCGCUCUCUCUCUCUCUCUCUCUCUCUCCUACUACUGCGGAGUGAAUAAUCAACAGAUAUACCGCGCAGCUUUUUGUAUUUGCACAGCAGCCUCUCACUCUUCUCUGCUCAGCUCAGUAAUCCUCCUUUCUCUUCUCUCCUUCCCGCCAUCUGUCGCUCUCUCGGUCUCUCUGUGACGCCACAGGGUCCUCCUGGUCCCCAGGGCUCUCCUCACCCCCAGCCUCCUCUCCCUAACAGUAUGAUGGGACCACAAAGCCAGGUACUGCUGCUCUCUCCUCUGGAUGUGUCCCAAGUCACACCCUAAUCUGUAUAUGUGUAUUGCAUUUGACCUGGGCCCUGGUGGAAAGUAGUGCACUAUAUAGAAAAUAGGAUGUCAUUUAAAUUGGGACGCAACCUCUGUCUCUCUGUUGGAACUCUGUUUCUCUGUGCUUUCCUAUUUGGAAGACUACUGUUAUUUCACCCCCAUGGCUCCUCAUGCUAUCUCUGUCUGUACGCUUCCACAUCUGUCAUUCGGCUUGACGCUUUUGGAUGCAGCGCAGAAACGUCUUUUUAAAACAAAGUGGGAUAUAGGAAACCGUUAUUAUAGGUGUUUAUACACAUGUUAUAGAUAUUACAAGUGAAGCAACUACCUACUUAUGGAUGGUUGCAAUGGUUGUUUCUUCAGUUUAAUUGUGUUGACGUUAUGUUGUGACGAAACACUAAUGAAUGUAAAUUAAUUGUUUGUUUGUAGUCUUUCAUGAACCCACGCUUCGCCACAGGCCAACGAGGUCCUCCUAUCCGGAUGGGCAACCAGGUAAACAAAUUACAGUACCCCGCAUUCUCCACCACCAUCACCAUAUAGUACUAUCAUCAGUCUACCCAGCACUACUACUGUUGUUUUAACAAAGGGAUUUACCUCCGUAUGAGUUGCUGUUGGGAUAACUUGUCUUGGCAUCAUGAUUGUCAGUGUUCCUCUUUCCCCUGUCUGUCUCGUAGCCUCCUGGCGGUGGCCCCGGCCCCCAUCUCAUGCUCCAAAACAUGGAUCACACACGACCACAAGGCCAUCCUAACUUGGGACCGAUGCAGAGAAUGAGUGGGCCUCGAGGCUUGGGCCCUAUGGGUCCAGGACCCCAGGUAGACUGCUAUGUCCCCAUUAUCUCCCAUUCUGUCAGACUAGUAGUGUUACACACCAAUCUAUAAGUAGCCAUUAUCUCUCAGCAGUUUACAAAAUGCCUGUAGUCUUUCGCAGACUAGCCCCCUCAUUAUUGAAACUGCCUGCCCAACAUCACCCAUCCAGUCUCUCUCGGUUCUUGGCCUUGGUUCUUUCUGGUUAUGGUAGUCUGAUUCUUAGCUAUCGUUGCAGAACUUUGGUGGUGGGAUGCGGCCUCCACACAACGCCAUGGGCCCUGGGAUGCCAGGAGUGAACAUGAUGUGAGCCUUCUCUCUAUCACUCCCUUUCCACAUGAUGCAUCUCCAGUGUGUGUUGUUUUCUAACUGGGGUUUCUCUCACCACGAUGCAGGGGCCCAGGCCCAGGUGCUGGACGACCAUGGCCCAAUCCGAACAACGGCAACUCGGUGAGUCCAAUUUCCCCUCUAGACACACACACACACUAUAUACACUGAGUGUACAAAACAUUAUGAACACCUUCCUAAUAUUGAGUUGCACCCCCUUUUGCCCUCAGAACAGGCUCAAUUCGUCGGGGCAUGAACUCUACAAGGUGUCGAAAGCGUUCCACGGGGAUGCUGGCCCAUGUUAAAAAUCCUUCUUUAACCUGUCUCCUCCCCUUCAUCUACACUGAUUUGAAGUGGAUUUAACAAGUGACAGCAAUAAGGGGUCAUAGCUUUCACCUGGUCAGACUGUCAUGGAAAGAGCAGGUGUUCCUAAUGUUUUGUACACACACACACACCAUGAUGUUGUCGGUUCAGAUUGCAGCAGUCUGUCUGUCCUCUCUCAGUAAGAGCUCUGGAGGCCUAAUGCAUUACCAAGUUCCCCAGUCCUGGAUGUAAUUGAAGUAUUAUGUAUCCCAGGCUACGUCCUAAAUGGUACCCUAUUCCCUUUAUAGUGCACUACAGAACCCAUAGGACUCGUGUUAAAAUAAGUGCACUAUAUAGGGAAUAGGGUGCGGGACACACCCCCAGCUUCCAUGUAAGCUAGAUACCGAUUAGGUUGCUGAUGUUAGAGCGAUGCUAAAAUGAUGAAUGAUGGCAUUUUGAGAGGUGAACACCGAUUUCGAUUCCCUGUUCCUGGUCUGAAAUGUUUCUGUUGUGAUUGUUUCAGAUACCUUACUCAUCACCUUCUCCUGGAGCAUACGGGGUAAGGACACUCCCUGACGAUCACACACUUCAGUCAGACGCCAAUAUAUUAUUGUUAUUGUCCUGGUGUUUGUAGAAUUUGACCUGAUACAGAUACAUUGCUAGUGUUGUAAUUUACUGUUGAAUUAUAAAUGGUUUGUGUUCUUCUGCCACUCUCUAAAGGGAGGUUCUGGAGGAGGGGGACCCCCUGGAACACCCAUUAUACCUAGCCCUGCUGGUAGGUACCCCAUAGUCCAGUAUUAAAAAUGUAUGCACUCACUAACUGUAAGUCGCUCUGGAUAAGAGCGUCUGCUAAAUGACUGAAAUGCAAAAAAUAGUCCACCUUGGGGAACAGAAAUUAAUGUCAAAAUGUUUUGACGAAGAAAACGUCAUCUUCAAUGACUGCGUUUGCCAUCUUGGCUGUUCUCAUUGCCUGAAGUACACUUGUCUAUUGAUUAUCGUCAUAAUAAUUGAGAUUUGAUUGAUAAUCAACCACGUUUCAGACUCUAACAACUCUGGCGACAACCUCUACACCAUGAUCAACACUGGACCUGGCAACCGAUCAAAUGUGAGUCUCCUUCUCGUACCAGAUAUUUUGUAGUAGUCGCAUUGUUUCAUGAUUCUUCAUCGCCAGAUGAUGUGUCUUAUAAUCAUAUCUUAAAAGUUAACUACUCUUCCAUAAUGAAACUGUGUUGCAUCCCAAAUGGCACCCCAUUCCCUACAUAGUGCACUAUGGGCCCUGGACAAAAGUAGUUCACUAUAUAGGGUGCCAUUUGGGACAUUACCUGGCCUAGUCUGUUGUGAUAGUGGUGCCUGUCCUUUUGAUGUGUAGUAAGGCAGUGCUUGUCUCCUGCUACAGUUCCCUAUGGGCCCUGGCUCUGACGGACCCCUGGGGGCCAUGGCAGGCAUGGAACCACACCACAUGAAUGGAUCGCUAAGUAAAGCACUGCACUCUACUCUGCCAAUGUUACAACACAACAUAGUCCUCUAGAUCCUCAAGUGCCGAUUCAGGUUGAGUUCAGUUUAGAACAGUAUUGACUAACUAGUGCAUGACUAGUUGGGAAUAAUAGUUGCUGACUCAGACAAUCUGAACGUAGGCUACCUCAACUAUGGUGUCCCAAAUGGCACCCUAAUCCCCAUGUAGUGCACUACUUUUGACCAAGGCCCAUAGGGUUCUGGUGAAAAGUAGUGCACUAUAUAGGGAAUGGGGUGCCAUUUGGGAUGCACACAGUACAGUGUAGUAGACCAAGCAGUAAUGUGAAGCAAGCAGACAUUCUCAGCAAUAGUGCUAGGCUGUAGCAUAAAUAUGGCCAAUGAUGCAGUGAACGCUUUCGUCGGGCACCUUUUGCAUUAUUAUUUCAAGAAAGAAUCUAACGUUUUAAUUUGUGUUCAUAGACUAUAAACAUUUUAUUUUUUAGGCUCUGGUGAUAUGGACGGAAUCAACAAGGUGAAUACUAUAACAUGGCUAUACACAUAAAUUACUAUCAAAACAUGACAAAUCAUUUGGACUCUGAAGCUGUCUUAAAAGUUCAACUAAAUUGUGCAAUACAUUUGUUUGAACUUCUUGUUUAGCCUGCUCUUGCCAACUCCAUUGCUGUCAAUGUCAAGAGUGACAAUGAGUUGGCAGGAUGGCACUUACACUACUUGUUGUUGCCUCUUUACUUAGUCUCUUUCCUGCCCCCUCGCAGAACUCUCCAAACCAUCUAAGUGGCAUUAGUAACCCUCCUGGAACCCCGAGGGACGGUGACGAGUUGGGCGGGAACUUCCUGCACUCCUUUCAGAGUGAGAAUGUAAGGCCCCUCCCCCACCAUGCAAUAGAAAACGUUUUAAUGUUUUUUUUUAGUGUAGGAGAGGAUGGAAUUAUUUGUCAAAAUUGUAAGUAGUGUUGAAGAAAACGUUUUAAAAUGGAUUACAAUUUAUUGUUUCCUAAUGAACAAGAUCAGGUAGUCACUAUGUUUCAGUCCGUUUUCUUCCAUUUGGUGCCUAAUGAACACAACAAGAUGAGGUCACUGUUGCCAGUAAUGAAGCUUUGAAGAAGCCUAUAGUGCCUAUAGGGCAGCAUUUACUCUACACUAAAGCAACAGUCAUGGCACAUUGACACUCAAGGGAAGCCACAGUGACAGAAUCAUUGACCCUACAGUGGCAGUGUAGUGUGGGGGCACGGGGCAGUUGCCAAGUAACAGUUUUUUGGCUAGAGUGAGGAAGUGCAUUUCCUGUCUACGGUUGCAGUAUGUGGUCUAUUGUUUGUUGUGUGGCAUGCCAUAACAGCAAGCUCUCCUGAUUUUAACUCUUUGUCGUCUGUGCCCCUCAGCAGUACUCCCCUACCAUGACGAUGAGUGUGUGACAUCCCCCUCCAUCUGCCAUCACUCAGAGGAUCCGAGCUCAUAACAGGACAUGGCCAAAACACAUCAGCACAGAACCAGGGACAGGCGCCAUUUUGGUUCCAUGCAAUUCCAGAAUGCUGAUAUACACAUUUUCAAAAUGGCGACUUCUUGCGCCUCUUCGCUCCAAAUGAAGGACAGUUCUUCAUUCAUCACCACCCCAAGUGUGACGAAACCAGCUACUGAAACUACUGCAUACAUGCCAAGUUUUUUUUUAUUCUUUGCAGAAAUGAUUAUCCCCCCCGAGCAAAGAAAAUGGUUGACCUCUUUUGCUUUUAUUAUUGCUUUGUGGUGCAAGAUGUUCAGUCAUCUUAUGUUUCAGCUUAUAGCCACCUAAAACACUGAUGUGCAUUAAGCAUUGUGAACUAGGAAAAACUCUUUUUUGUUUUCAUAUUUCAGGUCCCUCGUUCAGCCACGUAG
Coregonus sp. 'balchen' is the source of this 14380-nucleotide messenger RNA. Lineage: Eukaryota; Metazoa; Chordata; Actinopteri; Salmoniformes; Salmonidae. The record is from the annotation of a GenBank genome assembly.